AUGAAACUAAUUGAAUCUAUUGUAUUAGCUGCAGUUAUUAUUAUUACAUCUAUUGGUGUACUUUUUACUUUAAUUGGUUUAACAACUCCAAAUUGGUCAAGAACUGGUUAUGGUCUUUGGGAUUGUAAUCAUGUUUGUUCAAAACCUACUGCUAUUUUUGCUAUUUUGGCUCUUAUUUGUCUUGUCAUCAGUAUUAUCAUAUUAGUUACUCUUUUUCUUCGUAUAUUUCCAGAAAAAUUACGUCCUCUACCAUUAGGUUUACUUAUUAUCGCAUCAUUCUUUCUUUUAAGUUCUACUGGAAGUUAUUUACGACGUUUUCGACUUGUUGGUUAUAGUUUUGAAUUAAUAGAUACAGCUCAUGCGUUUGCUUUUCUUGCUUCUGUUUUACUUGCUUUUUGGUUUGGUAUAACAAUGAAUGAACGAGUAGCUACAAAUACCAUGAGAUCUACAACAUCAUCAUCAUCAUCAACAAUUGGUUUUUCUUCGGCGUAA
Molecule: messenger RNA, 492 nt
Organism: Rotaria sp. Silwood1
Lineage: Eukaryota; Metazoa; Rotifera; Eurotatoria; Philodinida; Philodinidae
Source: the annotation of a GenBank genome assembly